GGUUUCCUUGGGGUGGGUUUAGGGGCUGGUGUAGGUAGAGAUUUCCAUCUUUGCUUGGUGCUGGGGCCUCUGCAGGCCCCUGCUAGAGGCUGGGGGCUUUGCUAUGGCCCUAGCUCAGUCUCCGGCCUCUAGCCCUUCCCUCCAGCCUCAAGAUCUUCCCCGAGCCUCGCGCUUGCCUGCCCUCGACCCUAUGAAUGCAGCUGGUGCUCAGGAGCUGCAGGUGCUGCGGGUCCCAGAUGGAUCCGGCCACGCGUCCUGCGCCUCCACCCCCGGCGAGGACACGGUGCCCCCCAAGGCCAUGAUGCCCCUGCAGGCCUCCCCGACAGCCGACUCCGAUUGUACGCCCCGUGGCACCAUGGACCCCGGCGUCCUGGCCUUCCUGCCAGCCAAGAAAGAGGACCGGCCACAGCCCGAAGGCGCCAGCUGCGACGCCGCACUCGGUGGCAGCACGGCCGGCUUGACUGCCCUGACCGAGUGUGGCCAGGUCCUCCUGGAGACGCCCCCCAAAAUGUGUCUGGCCCCCAAGGGCUUGCAGGAGGCGCUGGCCCUGGACAUGCCCGACACGCGGAUAGUGAUGGGCGAGGAGACGCGAUGCAGCAGCAAGGAGGAGGAGGCUGGCGCGGAGCUGCAGGGCUUGCUAAUGGGCGCCAAGGCCGAGGAGGUGGCCUUGGCCGGAGGGGAGUCGAGUGACCACGAAGACCCCGGCUCGGAGGCGGCUGGGAAGCUCCCGCCCCAGGCGAUGCCGGCAGACUGUCCCAGCCCCGUACCAAAAGCCUCGGCUCAUGGCCCCACGUGCGCCAGCCAGGAGACGGGCGAGCUCGGCGAGGAGCUUGCGGACGUGCCGCUUUCUCAGGGUGAAACCACGGCUGAUGUGCCUUCCCCGUUCCCCGCGCCUGCCAAAGACCCCCCUGACGAGGUGGCCGGAGCAGAGGUCCCGCAAGCCAAGCCCGCCAGCGGCCUGGACCCCGACCUCUACUUCACGGCCCCCUCCACGCCAAUCAAGACGGUGUUUUCCCACCUCAAGCACCACCCCUACGCCAGGGACAGCCUGAGCGAGGAGCAGAACGACAUGGAGAACGAGGGGCUCUGCUCACCGCCCACCUCCCCCUCGGGCUCCUACAUCACGGCCGAGGGGGGCAGCUGGGCGUCCUCGGGCACCUCCAGCACGUCCCCGUCAUGCUCCCCCAACUUGAUGGCCGAGUCGGAAGCCAUGGAGACCCCCGCAGUCUACGGGGAGUCGCUGGAGGAACCGGCGAGGUUUCCCACGAGCUCCUGCCAGUCCCCUGAGGAGGAGGAGGAGGAAGAAGAGGAAGAAGAGGAGGGGGACGUGACUUUUGAUAGACUUUCAUCCGGAAAUGCAGCUCCCCUCUCGCUGCCGGCCGAGGAGGAGGAAGCUGAUGGUCAAACCACCCCGGAAGAAGAAGAGUGGGACUCUGAAACUGCUACCUCUGUUGCCCAGGUCCCCUCCAAAUUGCAGCUGGAGAUGUCAGGUGAGCGGCUUGUGGCUGAGGAAAAAGACUUUGACUUGCCUGGGCCUGAAAUGCAGCCCCUGGAAGUGGACAUCCUCACUUUGGACCAAGAGGGUGCCAGGCCUGCCGCCAAGGAGCCCGCAGCCGGCGGCUGCUCGCCCCUGGCUUUCCCCGGGCUGCACUCGGAGUCCAGCUGCUCCUCUGAGGCGGAGACGCCCAGCAGCCUGCAGGCAGAGACCACGGCCUCCUCGGCCGAGCUGCCGUCGGACUUCACGGAGAGCACGGACAACGACCACAUGAUCCCCGCUGUGCUGCUGCCCUUCCGCGGCAGCCUCCUCUUCGAGGCAGAGUCAAUGGAGAUCACGCUGUUCCCGCAGGGCGAGGUGGCGGAGAACGACGUGGUGUACGGGGUGGAGGACGACGACAGCACCUCGGCCUCCUUCCUGCACUCGCUCUCGGCAGAGUCAAUGGAGAUCACGCUGUUCCCGCAGGGCGAGGUGGCAGAGAACGACGUGGUGUACGGGGUGGAGGACGACGACAGCACCUCGGCCUCCUUCCUGCACUCCCUCUCGGAGACCUCCAUCAACGAGGGCGUGGACGAGUCCUUCGCCUACCAGGAUGACACAUCCCAGUCCUCGGACUCAGCCUCCUACAACGGCGAGGAGGAUGAGAAGCUGUACAGCACGGAGCAGUACGCUGUGGUGACCGACCCCGCGCGGGAGCCCGGGAAGCCGGCCGCCCCGGAGGACUCUGAGAGGGGCUCUUCCCCGUCAGGCAGCGAGAGCGAGAUGGAGACCUCCUCCGAUGCCUCGGACACCGACGAGGAGCGCGUGGCCUUCUCGGCGCUGGACCUGGAGCCGAGCAGGCUGCACCCUGCAGCCAUAGAGCUGCAACUGGAGGGUGACGAGGUAGAAGGGCCGGCAGAGGGCGAGGGGGAGAGGCCGCCGUCAGUCCCCAGCAAGGACAAUCCUGAGCUGAUCGCGGUGCUCGCGCCUGUCGCUGACCCAAAAGCAGCCGAGGAGUCUUUGGAGACUGUGAACCCGUCUCCAAGACCAGCCAGUGCUGUGGGCCCAGAGGAGCCACCUCCGCAGACCAAAUCGGACAGGGCAGACGACUCCCAGGCCGAAAUGGGUUCCUCUUCCGAGAGCUCCUUGGGACAACAGUCCUCGCUGUCUGACAUGCAAGAGGCCCUGGAGAAAGGGCUCCCCAGCGCUGGAGAGUGCCUGAUCGCCUGCUUCGACACAGAUGAGGAGGCCGAGUCCUUCCCUGGCCUGGAGAGCACGGAGCCGGGGGGCCAGCUGGCUCCAGCCGAGCUGUGGGAAGAAGAGGAGCCAGCGCCUGCUGCCGGGCAAGCUGGCGAUGCACCCGCAGUCGACAUCGGUGCCAGGCUGAGGGAGUCUGAAGCCCGGCUGCUGGAGCUCCUGGACCAAGACAGCACCUCCCCAGCAGGCACGAGGCAGUCGCCAGAGCCUGGCAAGGAUGAAAGUCUCUUCCAGGCCCUGCUGGGAGCCUCCGAGGCGGCGGUCUUGGAGCAGCCCGAAGUGUCCCGAGCUGACCGUGAGCCAUCGGGCGACAGCCCGGCCACCUUCUCCUCCGAGGAGCUGGAGGAGGCCUCGUCUCUAGACCAGGUCAACAACAAUGAGGAACAUGGGGAGCUGUUUGCAGCAGCCGAGCUGGAUUCCCAGCCGCCUCUCGAUUCGGACACCGCGCAGCCCCACGCAACCCCCGGCAGCCAGAGCGACCCUGUGGCCGUGCUUGAGCCGGCCCUCCCUCCUGGGGAGCUGGCGGAAACCCCGGCCUUGGACCUCCACGCGAUGCAGAAGGGGCUGCAGGAGCUGCAGAGGCAGGUGGAGGGCGGCGACACUUUCCUGCGGCCGCUUGGGAGUGGGCUGCCACGCCUGAGCUCGGAGCAGGAGAUCGAGAAGUACGUGAGGAGCUACUUCAGCACAGCCCAGUUCUCCCCGGCUGCCUCAAAUGGCACUGAACCGGCGCCCGGGCAAGAAGCCAUGAACCCGGAGCAGGACCAGGAUGUCCCCACCUUGCUUGGGCUGUGCUCAGAGCCAGGAGAGGCCAAAGAUGGCACCUUGAGAGAACCUCCCCUCCCUGCCUUGCCUGGCGACCAGGCGCCUGAUGCCAAUGGCAGCCUGGACCUUGAGCCAAGCGGAGAAGAGGAGCAGACGGUGGGAGCGGAUGAGGUGUCUGAACCUCAUGUAGGACCAAAGCACAGCGCCUCGCCGGCCCCUGCAGUGGGAGAGCUCCACCCGGCGGAGGGCGAGCCUGUGGACGUGACUGGGCCGGAAGUGGUGGAUGCAGGGGCUGGCCAUGAUCUGGCAGCCAGCUCUGGCUUCUCUGCCUCGGGAAGUGAGGAAACCAGCCAGACGGACUCGGUUUCUGAAGAGGUUUGCCCCUCGGUGCCCGGAGACCUGCACCCCACAGAUGACUCCUCCGCCCCAGGGCAAGCACUGCCGAUGCCGGACGCUGGCAGCCUAGAGAUGGACAUCCCCGACACCAGGGACGGCACCAUGAGCCCGCCAGGAGCCCUUGGUGAGCAUGAGCCCAGCACCGAAGACGACCUAUCGCUGUCGGAUCAAGACCUGUCUCUCUCCAUGAGCUCAAAUGAAGCUCUCAGAGAGGCACCAGGGCACACGGAGACCCCAGAGAGAGGAGCUGUGGCUGGGCCUGGAGACCUCCCUGAUGGAGAGAGAGAUCUGCCCCAGGAGCCGGCUGAGGAUGGCUCCCGGCUCCCGGAGCCUCUGGAAGAGGAGGUUGCUCCAGAUACGGAGCCGGGGCAGGAGGAGAGCGAGAGCCUCAGCAAUGCCCCGGAGGAUGAAGAGCCGUGCUUGGAAGCUGCCUCCGAAGGGGUCUGCCUCACGGACGAGGAGCAGGAGGACGAGGCUGUGCCCCCAGAGGCGCCCUGGGAGGCUUUGGAAGGAGGAGAUGCCGCAUCGGACGGGGGCUCCUCGGCCUUCAGUGAUGACCUGCCCAGCGAGGACUCCCUGGAAGGUGGGCAGAGCCCGGACCCUGCAGCUCCCCAUGUGGGGGCUGGUGAAGCGCCCGCCCCGGGCAGCCCACGGGAAGAGUCGGAUGUGACGGCGUCCUCCAAGGAGUCAUCCCCAGAGCCCCUGGACACCUCUCAGUCCUGUGCCCACACGGACUCCAGCUUCUUCACCGCCCCUGAGGAGAGCGCCGGGGACAGCGCAGGCGAGAGCACCUUGCUGGCCCACGAGGCACCGGCCCCAUGGCACGAGGAGACGCUGCUCGCCGACGCCGCCCUCCCGGUGGCGCUGGAACUGGAGUGCGGGCAAGGCGGCACGGCCUCUCCCCAGCCCUGCCGCAGCCCGUCGGAGGAGCCCAGCCCCUCUCCCGAGCCCUGCCUGGCUGUAAGCUUGCAUUACUCCUCCCUCCAACCGGCCCCGCGUGCCGCGGGCAUGGAGCGCGUCUGGCUGAGAGCCUCCGCCCCAGCACCUGGCGAGCCCCCGCUCCCACUGCUGUUCACGGCUUCGGAGCGGGAGAUCUACCUAGGGGAGCAGCCCCUCGCAGACACCGAAGCCCCCAGCCCAGAGCAUCCCGGGAUGAUGGAGGCGGAGGGAGAUGUUGUGGAGGUCGAAGCCGGGCCCGGCCCCCCCAGUGCCUUGCUGCAGGACCCAGCUGUGCUGGCAGCCUCCCAGAGGUUGAAGGAGCAGGAGCAGAUCAGCAGCAUGCUGCAGGGCUCCUUCGGGGACCUGAGGGCUUCGCCGCGGAGACCCUUGGCCGAGAGCAGCCUGCUGGUGACAGAGGCACAGGGUGUCCUUGCCAGCCUGAAGCGGGAGGUUUUCGAGAGCUCUUCUGGCAGCUCCACCCCGGUCUCCCUGGAGGCUGACGAAACCCAGGAAGAGGCGUUGGAGGCCACGGGCCCUUAUCACGCCCCGGAGAGCAUGGCUGUGGAGGAUGCAGCUGCUGCCCAGGUCCCCGAGGAGAGCAUCCCAACCCACGAGGAGCUGGAGAGUGUCCCCGAAGCUCUGCCCGGGCCCCUGGAAUCGGCUGAGGAAGCAGCUGGUGGCGAGUCAGUGAUGGCACUGGAGGAGCAGCCGGUGGAGGAAGGCUCCUCACUGCCCAGCAAGGUCCCCGAGGAGAGCAUCCCAACCCACGAGGAGCUGGAGAGUGUCCCCGAAGCUCUGCCCGGGCCCCUGGAAUCGGCUGAGGAAGCAGCUGGUGGCGAGUCAGUGAUGGCACUGGAGGAGCAGCCGGUGGAGGAAGGCUCCUCACUGCCCAGCGAGGCCCCCUCCGAGGAUGAAGUGACUCGGGAGACCCCACAUGAGGCCCCGGAGGAGUUGAUGGAGCUGGAGGAAGAGGAGCUGGAGGGCAAGAAGGGGCUGGAGGAGGCCGAUGGCGCCCAGGCCCUCCCUGAGCCUGCCCCGGCAGGGCAGCUGCUCGUGGAAGACGAGGAAGCCCAGCCGAGCCAAAGGCCCUCGGAUGCAGUCGCACUCCUGGGAGAGGAGGAGAAGCCCCUGAGCCCUGACGCACCCAGCCCGACACUGCUGGACCUCUCCGUGGAGCCCACAGCCGACUCCCAGCCGCCACGGUCUCCAUCGCUGGAGCCUUGCCCGAGCCCUGCCGCAGCCCCCGGGCCCGAAGCGGAGGAAGCAACGGAGGAGGCAGCCGCUGAGUCUGCCCCAGAGCCUUGCCCCAGCCUGGCACCUGCCCCCCUGCAGCCGAGCAGGCUGGAGCCUGCGGCACCUGAGCCUCGUGCCAUGGAGACGCAGGAGCCCUGCUCCCCACCGCCGGCCACUCCCCUCCUGCCAGCCCAGCUGGUCUCUCUGGAGCCAGAGCCAGAGCCGGAGCCAUGCCCCGGCCCAGCCCAGCCUGCCUCCCCCGGAGCCGCCAGACAGGAGCCUCCUGGUCCUCCGUGCUCCCAACUCAUCCAAGUGCCUCCCGCCCUCCUGUCUUCGCCGCCUUGCUCCAACGAGCGUCUGCAGGGCCCGCAGGACACCUCGGGGCUCCCCAUGGCCGAAGCCGGCGUGGCCGCGCGGGACGACCAGCCUGCACCGCUGGACUCCAGGAAGCGCUUGGAAGCGCUCGAGAGCCUGGUGCUGCCAGUCCCAGCCAAGGACAAGCCGCCCAGCAGCAAGGACCCCCGUGGCAGGCGCCCGGCCCCGGGCAGCAAGGAGCCCCGGGGCAAGGAGGUGGCGCCGGCAGAAGAGAGGCGAGCUCCCCGCAGUGCUGCGCCCUCCGAGUCGAGCUCGUCCAGUGAGGGGGAGCUGCCCUACCGCUGCCCCGAGAUCGAGAGCCUGCGCGAGGCGGCCGGCAUUGCGAUGCUGGAAGACAAGAAGCCACUGGCGGUGCCCAGGGGCCGCGAAGCCAACCACAAAGGGUCCUGCAACGACUCGGAGAGCAACGAGGAGUCCAUCCCCGAGCUGGAGGAGCCGGACAUCUCGGAGCCCCGGACAGUGCAGACUCAGGCCCAGCUCACGCACUCGAUGGGCACCGGGGAGGAGACCAUCAGCAAAGCAAAGCAGAGCCGCAGCGAGAAGAAAGCCCGGAAGGCCAUGUCCAAACUGGGGCUGCGGCAAAUCCAUGGCGUCACCCGCAUCACCAUCCGCAAGUCCAAGAACAUCCUCUUCGUCAUCACCAAGCCCGACGUGUUCAAGAGCCCUGCCUCCGACAUCUACAUCGUCUUCGGGGAGGCCAAGAUCGAGGACCUGUCGCAGCAAGUGCACAAGGCAGCGGCUGAGAAGUUCAAGGUGCCCAUGGAGCACUCGCCUCUGAUCACGGAGACGGCCCCCACCCUCACCAUCAAGGAGGAGAGCGAGGAAGAGGAGGAGGUGGAUGAGACGGGGCUGGAGGUGCGGGACAUCGAGCUGGUGAUGGCCCAGGCCAACGUGUCGCGACCCAAGGCCGUGCGGGCGCUGAGACACAACAACAAUGACAUCGUCAACGCCAUCAUGGAGCUGACGAUGUAGCGGCGGUGGCACCACGCCCUGUAUAGCUGCACAGUUCCUCCUCCUCCUCCUUGUCCUCAGCGAGCCGCCCCCGCUGCUCCAGAGCCGCACGCGCUGCUCGGUCCAGUCCGGCCGCCUCUGCCCUGCUGCUCAAUAAACGGCCUCGUGUAUCACUCCAA
Messenger RNA from Gavialis gangeticus (Gharial), 7566 nucleotides. RefSeq names its product NAC-alpha domain-containing protein 1-like. NCBI's taxonomy places the organism in Eukaryota, Metazoa, Chordata, Crocodylia, Gavialidae. Gene Ontology annotation, cellular component: cytoplasm; nascent polypeptide-associated complex. The coding region runs from base 104 to 7408 and encodes 2434 amino acids. The record is from RefSeq and is a predicted model, not a curated record. The transcript has 11 exons. Gene Ontology annotation, biological process: protein targeting to membrane.